CAAUGCCUUCGGAACUUCUCGGAUGACUUCUAUCGGAUAACGAUAAUCAGCCGGUGUCUAUUGCAAAUACUUCGAAAGAAAAGAAUAGUACUGCAAAAUGUUGAAAGUAGUUGAAGCUAGACGUGAUGAUGGGCAGGUUGAAGAUUACCACGGCACAAAGAUAUCAGACCCUUAUCAUUGGAUGGAAGACCCAGACAGUGAAGAAACCAAGGCUUUUGUUGAUGCUCAAAACAAUAUUUCAAGACCAUAUCUAGAUUCCUGUCCUGUUAGAGAUAAGCUAAACAAAAGGCUGACAGAGCUAUGGGACUUCCCUAAGUAUGGCUGCCCAUACAAGAGAGGAGACCAUUACUACUAUUCCUAUAACUCAGGACUUCAAAACCAGAGUGUUCUUUAUGUACAAGACUCUCUGGAAUCUGAGGCUUGGGUUUUCUUAGACCCCAAUCUCUUAUCUGAUGAUGGAACAGUGUCUCUGAAUGGAAAAGCUUUCUCAGAAAAUGGGAAGUAUCUAGCUUAUGGUAUCAGCAAGAGUGGGUCUGAUUGGAUCACUAUCAAGUUCAAAGAAGCUCCUUCUGGAAAAGAUUUGCCAGACACUCUCGAGAAAGUCAAAUUUUCCAGCAUGGCAUGGACUCAUGACCACAAAGGCUUAUUUUAUAAUAAAUAUUUAGAUGAAAACAUCAAAGCAGAAGGCACAGAGACUGCAUCAAAUCAAAAUCAAAAGUUGUUCUAUCAUCGGAUUGGAACUGACCAGUCUAAAGAUGUCCUAGUGGCAGAGUUUCCAGAUAAUCCAAAAUGGAUGAUUGGUGCAGAGGUCAGUGAUUGUGGUCGUUUUGUCGUCCUGACCCCCACAGAAGGCUGUGACCCCACUAACAGACUCUUCUAUGUUGACCUUCAAACCCUACCAGAUGGAAUCAAUGGAAUUCUUCCUUAUGUUAAAGUCGUGGAUAACUUUGAUGCACAAUAUGAGUAUCUCACAAAUGAAGGCACGCUGUUUACAUUCAAGACCAAUCUGAAAGCUCCCAAUUACAAGCUGAUUCAGAUUGACUUUUCUAAACCAGAAAUGGAGACCUGGAAAACUCUGGUGGAGGAGGCAAGUUCUGUGUUGGAAUGGACCGCCUGUGUCAACAACAACAAGCUGGUCAUGUGUUACCUGGAGGAUGUCAAGAACAAGCUUUAUGUCCACAACUUGAGUGACGGUAAGAGGAUGGCAGAAUUCCCGCUUGAGAUUGGGACAAUCGCGGGGUACAGUGGAAAAAAGGAACAGACCGAGAUAUUUUUCCAAUUCAUAUCCUUCCUGACCCCCGGGGUCAUUUACAGGUGUGACAUGACCAAGGAUACCUACACACCCACGGUAUUUAGGGAAACAAAGCUGAAGAACUUUGAUUUUGACCAAUAUGAAACAAAGCAAAUCUUUUAUCCCAGUAAAGAUGGAACCAAAAUACCUAUGUUUAUUGUGAAGAAAAAGGAUAUGCCCUUGGAUGGGGACAAUCCUUGUCUUCUGUAUGGAUAUGGUGGCUUCAACAUCUCCAUUAGCCCCCACUUCUCUGUGUCGCGGAUGGUCUUCAUGCAGCACCUUGGGGGUGUGUUUGCUGUGGCCAACAUAAGAGGAGGAGGAGAAUAUGGAGAUGAUUGGCACAAAGGCGGGAGAUUUGGGAAUAAACAGAACGUAUUCGAUGAUUUCCAGGCUGCUGCACAGUAUUUGAUCGACAACAAAUACACAUCUGCAAAAAAACUGGUUAUCAACGGGGGAUCUAAUGGUGGCCUUCUUGUGGGAGCGUGCAUGAAUCAGAGACCAGACUUGUUCGGCUGUGGGAUAGCUCAAGUCGGAGUGAUGGACAUGCUGAAGUUCCACAAGUUCACAAUUGGCCAUGCUUGGACCACAGACUAUGGUUGUAGUGACAAAGAGGACCAAUUCCCAUAUCUGAUCAAAUACUCACCCCUCCAUAACAUCAAGGUGCCAGACGGAGACACCCAGUACCCUGCGGUGUUACUGCUGACCGGUGACCACGACGACCGAGUUGUUCCGUCCCACUCUCUGAAGUUCAUGGCUGAACUUCAACACACCCUAAAAGACUGCCAAAAACAGACCAAUCCAAUAAUGAUUCGGGUAGACACUAAAGCUGGUCAUGGCAGCGGGAAACCCACAGCGAAGAUUAUUGAAGAGCUGACAGAUAUUUACAGUUUCAUUAUACUGACUGCUGGAGCUACUUGGAGGGAUUGACUAGCACCCAGGCUCUAGAGACAAAAUUAAUAUGAGCAAUAGCAGAAUGAUACUGUGAUUUUCAAUAUGAUGACUGUACAGAUAUUUAAGAUAUGUUUAAGUUUUCACACAUGUUUUUUUGUACAUGUGUUGAUAUUUUUAGCAAAAAAUUCAAAAUUAUAUUACAUGUAAUUUAUAUAAUUGUACCUGAAUGAAAAAAUAUGUAGCAGUGCUGCCAAGCCAUAAAUUAUCUCAACAUUUCCCA
Molecule: messenger RNA, 2462 nt
Organism: Magallana angulata
Lineage: Eukaryota; Metazoa; Mollusca; Bivalvia; Ostreida; Ostreidae
Product: prolyl endopeptidase-like
Exons: 19
Coding region: 98-2218 (706 amino acids)
Biological process (GO): proteolysis
Cellular component (GO): cytosol
Molecular function (GO): serine-type endopeptidase activity; oligopeptidase activity
Source: RefSeq, a predicted model, not a curated record